This is a messenger RNA of Brienomyrus brachyistius, 2911 nucleotides long. RefSeq names its product growth differentiation factor 6a (gene gdf6a). Gene Ontology annotation, biological process: BMP signaling pathway; SMAD protein signal transduction. Lineage: Eukaryota; Metazoa; Chordata; Actinopteri; Osteoglossiformes; Mormyridae. Gene Ontology annotation, molecular function: growth factor activity; cytokine activity. Gene Ontology annotation, cellular component: extracellular region. Bases 98 to 1336 code for a protein of 412 amino acids. The transcript has 2 exons. The record is from RefSeq and is a predicted model, not a curated record.
CUUUUCUAGUGGACGGAAAGCCGGGCUCCUGUAUUCAAGCGAUCAAACCGGUUUCACUGUGGAGAGGGCUUCAGAUUAUUUUUGGGGCAGUACUACUAUGGAUGUCUCACGAGCAGCAGCGUUUUGCGUGAUUUUUGUCUUCUUCUGGGAUUUACCGGGUUUCCACUCAGCUGCUAUUUUAACUCCCUCGGUCCCGAGGAGAAACAAGGGGACGAGGGUCCUGUAUGAUGGACAGGAGUCACCCAAAUUCUUGGAAGAGAUCUUCGCAUCCUCCCAGAGCCAAAGCAAUCAGCAGGAUGAUUUUAAAGACGCCAUUAUACCCCACGAUUACAUGCUCUCCAUUUACAGGACGUACUCGGCGGCUGAAAAACUGGGGCUAAACGCGAGUUUUUUCCGGUCGUCAAAGUCUGCCAACACCAUAACAAGUUUUGUGGACAGAGGAAAAGACGAUCUCUUGCACUCUCCUUUGCGAAGACAAAAGUAUCUGUUUGAUGUCUCGGCCCUUUCGGACAAAGAGGAGCUGGUGGGAGCUGAAUUAAGGAUAUUUAGAAAAGUACCAGGGGAUUUCCAAACGACCCAGACAGGCCUCUAUGGCAUUCAAAUACUCUCCUGUCGAUCAGAGAGGCUACUGGAUUCCAGAUCUCUUGAUCUUCAGGAUGCUCAAAAGCCAGGAUGGGAGGUUUUGGAUGUGUGGGAAAUGUUUAAAAACCGCCAUCACUCCUCACAGGGGGGCCGGCUUUGUGUCCAGCUCAGGGCCACUCUUGGUAAGACAGAAACGGAAACUGAUUUAAAACAUCUCGGAUUUGACAGGAGCGACCGCGCCCAGCAGGAGAAGGCGAUUUUGGUGGUUUUCACCAGGUCCAAGAAGAGGGAGAACCUGUUCAACGAAAUGAAAGAAAAGAUAAAAUCCCGCGGGUCGCGGACAAAAGAAGAGGACGACAGCCUUCAGUUUAAAGCCCGGCGCAGACGCAGGACUGCGCUGAACAGCCGCCACGGGAAAAGGCACGGGAAAAAGUCCAGGUCCAGGUGCAGCAAGAAGGCACUGCAUGUUAAUUUUAAAGACCUGGGCUGGGACGACUGGAUCAUCGCACCACUGGAUUACGAAGCGUAUCACUGCGAGGGCGUGUGCGACUUCCCGCUGCGAUCGCACCUGGAGCCGACGAACCACGCCAUCAUCCAAACCCUGAUGAACUCCAUGGACCCCAGCAGCACGCCGCCAAGCUGCUGCGUGCCAACCAAACUCAGCCCCAUCAGCAUCCUCUAUAUAGACUCUGGCAACAACGUCGUAUACAAACAGUACGAGGACAUGGUGGUGGAACAGUGUGGCUGCAGGUAGCGACUUACUCUCUCCGUGACACUGGUAGGUGUGGAGAUGAGAUCGCAAACGAGAAGACAAAUAACACGUGGGCCCAUCCAGCGUGAAAAGGAAGCAGUUUCCAAAAGGUCUUGGACCCCACAGCUUUUGCGUUUGCUACACCAAGAAAGCCUUAUCAAUACUCGAAAAGGGAUUUUAAGUACAGUUCAUUAUUGUUAGCAUAUGCAAAUACUAGGCCUAUAUUUAUUCCGUCAUUUUAAGCUCCGUGAAAUGUAUUCCGUCAUUUUAAACUCAGACGUAGUAACUGUCAGUUAACCGCGAAGUCAUGGUAAGUUUUUGCCUAUUCAUUUCCAUUAAGAAAAUUAAUUUAUCACUCACUCGAGUACAUGGACACACAGAUGGCAGUAAGCAGUUUAAUUUCCACAAGGGAAAUCUGCGCUGUCCAUUUUGGUGUCGCCGUUCUCCCCUAUUGACGGAGUCACUCGUUAAAAAUGAUAAAUGUUUUAUCUGAAUGGAAGAAAACAAGGAGCACCGUUAUGAACAGAGAGAAUUCUAUGUUGGAUUUUAAUACGAAACCUCAACAAGCACCUGUUUAAAACUAAGGCCCUUAGUGUUGAAGCAGAAGGACUGAUUGUAAAUCUGUAAUUCCUUCCGUGGUCCUGAAACCUGGGAACUUGGGAUGGUAUGACCCUGAGAUGUGAGCUACUGCCGCCUCUCUUAGUGAUGAAUGUGAUCUAUGAAACGCAGAUCGAGAUGUAAUGAAAGUAUAGGAACUGCGCUGUGAUUAACGCCACUCGUACUCUGCGGGUCCGACACCCAAACCACAGCUGUGGAAAACUUUUAUACCAUCUAGACUGUGCGUAACUAACAUAAGUAAAGGUGUGUCGUAGAUCCGCAUGGUCUGGACAAGAAAGUCGAGCUGAAAUAGACUUUGGACAAUCGGUCAUAGUGCCCGUGCGAAGUCACAAUGAGAAAAAAACAAACGAAGACUGGGACUUAAGAGUCGCUUCCUAUAAGUUUGCAGGAACCCCUGACGCUUGGUUGAACUUUUACCUGCGUGACUGCAACGUCUGCAUCCGUACAAAUGCACUUCCACGGCAACCGCCCGCUUCCACGUUGCACGGAGGGAAGUUUCCGCGACGAAUCCACUGACUAAAAAAGACUCGCAAGCGAGACAUCAAAGUAAUGCACAUUAGCUUUAAAUGCACUGCUGUUCAUAAUUUGAGCUGUAAAUAUUUGUAUAUUUAAACUCCUCAAGUGCAACAACGGAGAAAUGAACCACCGCAUUUCUUGUAAAUGUAUAUACCUUUAUAUGCACUCAAAUCCUUAAUUUCUAAUCUAUUAUUAUUUUAUUAUUUGUGUUGUACAUAUGAGUCUCAUGAUAAUCAUAUUUCUUACGUUGAUAAGAGUAAUUUAAAAAUGUAUUCAUUAUUCUGUACUGAGGGUGGAAACACAAUUAAUCUAUGUCUACCUCACAGUUAUAGACUUCGACUUCUGAGGCGAAUUCAUGUAGAGUCUAAAGUGUUUUUUUUUCUCAAUUCUAUAUUUUUAAUGGAUAAUAUUUCGCACUAUUACUGUACUAAUAAAAUGGGGAAA